AUGAUGUGGCAAGCGGCCGAAAAGAAGACGUAUUUGGACAAUUCGGAAAUGGCUCAGUUGGUGAGAAGCUGCUUGGUCAGGUAAGAGUUUUCACAAAAUGAAAGAACGUUCAAAUAAAUCAACAUAUUCAGGUCGUUGGCAGCAACGAAGUGGUACAGCGACUUCCUAAACAUCCGAGAGUCCGAGAAAAUGUGAGAGCAGUUGUCCGUGUCGAUAAUUGUCUUGUUCAGCUGGUUUCCAACAAAUAUUGUUCAUCGUCGUCAAUUCGACUCUGAACAAUCUUCACAACCAGUCUCCAGAUCAUCCGGUGUGCUGCUCAUAUUCUCCCGGUCCGUCAGAGCUCCGAAUAACGGGUAG
Molecule: messenger RNA, 357 nt
Organism: Caenorhabditis sp. 36 PRJEB53466
Lineage: Eukaryota; Metazoa; Nematoda; Chromadorea; Rhabditida; Rhabditidae
Source: the annotation of a GenBank genome assembly